Messenger RNA from Mollisia scopiformis, 279 nucleotides. RefSeq lists its product as uncharacterized. The coding region runs from base 1 to 279 and encodes 92 amino acids. The transcript has 3 exons. NCBI's taxonomy places the organism in Eukaryota, Fungi, Ascomycota, Leotiomycetes, Helotiales, Mollisiaceae. The record is from RefSeq and is a predicted model, not a curated record.
AUGGCAAGAGGUCUUCAAAAGAUCGAAGCUCAACAAAAGGCUCUCGCAGCCAAGAACAAAGGCGGCAACUCAAUCCUGAAGAAAGAUAAAGGUCAUCGCUUUACCUGCGCUGAGUGCAAAUCUGAGAUCGACAACAAGAAUAACAUGGCCAUCCAUUGGGAAGCCAAGCAUCCUAAGCUGGCUACACCUACUGAUGACUUUGCCUCAAUGGCAAGAGCUCCUCCACCACCAAACCCAGCAAAGCCUUCGAAAAAAGUGGUGGAUCCUUCAAAGAAAUGA